AUGGAAUGGAGUCAGAUCAAUCCCGGCCACCAUCUUGACCAGCUUGCCUUGUCGGUGGGUAUCGAGUCCGGUAUCAUCAAACAGGUUGUGUGUUUGUUUGCGUCAUUCCCGUUUGCGUUCGUAUUAAAGAGGCUUCCUGAUCAAAACAUCUUGCUCAAAAAUCUCUAUGUGAUCGGUGUAUCUGCUUUCUACUUAUUUGCUUUGCUCAAUAUCUUUGGCGGAUUCUUGACCUUGUUUUUUGCGUCAAUGGGUAGUUACUUGAUCACCAGAUACAUUAGAACCCCAUACAUGCCUUGGAUCAACUUUGUGUUUUGCAUGGGUCAUUUGGCAUCGAGCCAUUUAAAGUCCCAGUUCUUUAUCGACGAAGUUUACAAUCCAGACAUCAUUGAUGUUACUGGUGCACAAAUGGUUUUGGUGAUGAAGUUGACCUCGUUUGGCUGGAGUGUUCAAGAUGGCAGAAACCCAACCGAUGAGUUGAGCACUUUCCAAAAAUCAAAGAUCAUCAAGAAGCAUCCAAAUUUAAUCAACUUCAUGAGUUAUGCAUUCUUCUUUCCUUCGUUAUUGACUGGGCCUUCCUUUGAUUACGCUGAUUAUGAUAGAUGGAUCCAUGGUCAAUUGUUUUCUGAUGUGCCUGAAGAAAGAAAACCUGGGAGAAGAAGAAAAAGAAUGAUUCCAAAGAACGGUAAAGUUGUGGCUUGGAAGGUUAUUCAAGGAUUGUUCUGGGCGGUUUUAUUUUUCAAAGGGGCGUCUUUUGUCAGUACUGAUGCCAUUUUCGACCCCAAGUUCAAAAGUCAUGGGUUUAUUAGCAAAGCAGUCAUAUUAUACAUUUUGGGUGUCACCUACAGAUUUAAAUAUUAUGCUGCCUGGACAAUCUCUGAAGCCGGUUGUAUCUUGUGUGGUUUGGGAUAUAAUGGCUACGACAAGCAAACUGGGAAAUUCAAAUGGAAUGCGGUGCAAAAUGUUGAUCCAAUUGCUUUUGAAACUGGUCAGAACGCCCAUGUUUGUUUGGAAGCCUGGAAUAUGAACACCAACAAGUGGUUGAAGAAUUAUGUCUAUUUGCGUGUGAAGCACAAGAACAGGAAACCAGGUUUCAAGAGCACGUUAUUCACAUUUGUGGUUAGUGCUUUCUGGCACGGUACCCGUCCAGGUUACUAUUUGAGUUUUGUUUGCGGGGCAUUGUUCCAAUCUUGUAUGAAGAUCUAUAGAAAGAACAUUAGACCAAUAUUCUUAGACAAUGGUAAAAAGAAGUUUGCUUACGAUGUGAUGUCCUGGGUCGUCACCCAGCUUUCGUUUGGGUUUAUGGUGCAACCUUUCAUGAUUUUGGAUUUCUCAAAAUCGAUUUAUUGUUGGGGCCUGGUGUAUUUCUACCCAUUGGUCGGAGUUGCCGUCACCCUUUUCCUCUUUAGAGGCCCUUACAGUAAGAAAGUGGCUGGUUUCCUCAAACAGUACCACGUUCUGGUCCCAGAAACCAAGCAGGGUGCUAAAGUUGCAACGACCACUAGUGCCAGCAUUAAGAAUCCUAAAUUGGCGCAGAUCCUCAAGGAUAAAGAGGAUUAUGAAGAAUUUGGCAGUUUGGGGGUUCCUAGCCAAGAGUUGAGUAAGGAAGAAUUCGACAGACACAUGAAGGAAGUUGGAGAAAUGGCCGAGGAUUUUAAAGAAUGGAAUACUCAUAAACGUAGAAGCUCCAUUACCGAUGGUCAAGAAGUCAUUAAAGAUGCCCUCAAUGAAUUCAAGAAGGAUAUGGUCUCGUUAAUGCCACCAAAGGAAGGGGAGAACGAUAAAAAGAAGGAUUAA
This is a messenger RNA of Saccharomycopsis crataegensis, 1794 nucleotides long. RefSeq names its product lysophospholipid acyltransferase (gene ALE1). The transcript has a single exon. Gene Ontology annotation, cellular component: membrane; endoplasmic reticulum. NCBI's taxonomy places the organism in Eukaryota, Fungi, Ascomycota, Saccharomycetes, Ascoideales, Saccharomycopsidaceae. Bases 1 to 1794 code for a protein of 597 amino acids. Gene Ontology annotation, molecular function: 1-acylglycerophosphocholine O-acyltransferase activity; 1-acylglycerol-3-phosphate O-acyltransferase activity. The record is from RefSeq and is a predicted model, not a curated record. Gene Ontology annotation, biological process: glycerophospholipid biosynthetic process; lipid modification.